UAGAUCAUUAAAAGUUAUUACUCACGGAUUGAAGCUGAAGAAGUUUGCCGAAGUUCCUGUGCCAGAUCCUGUAGAGCAUUGGAUUCGGGAAUCUGGGCUGAUGCAUCUAUCUUCAGGCUACCUCACUAUGGCUGAUGCUGGUCUGAUAUUCCGCAUUUGUUGAAAGAUGGCACAGAGAGAUCAACUCAUUUCAUCUGCCAUUUGGAGAGAUGACUAUCACUUUAGACGACGUCGCGACUCUCCUACAUAUCUCACCACAUGGUAAAUUUUUUGAUGCACCUGCCAAUAUGAACACUAAUACUGCUGCAAGAGCUGCACAAGAGUACUUAGAUGCAACAUGGGAGGAAACAUGUGCUGAGAUUAGUUAUAAUAAAUGUGUCCAAUAUAGAUUGCAAUGGUUGCGUGAUUUAUAUAGCCGUCUCAUUUAAACUAACCAGUUUGAGUGUGCGGCUAGAACGUAUCUGUUGCAUUUAGUUGGCUGCACUAUUUUCGCCGAUAAAACACAUACGCAUGUUGAGGCGGAAUACAUUACUCUUUUUAUUGAUUUACAUCGUUGUCGGGACUACUCGUGGGCUUCUGCGGCAUUGGUUUUCCUUUAUGACAAUCUGGGAGAUGGAGCUAUCCACGACACUCGACAAGUGGGAGGUUACAUGAUCCUACUACAGUGUUGGAUUUACGAGCACUUCCCUAGGAUCUGUAAGCGGGGUGAUAGAUGAGCGGUUCCUGCACAUCUUCCAAGAGCAUGUAGAUGGACUCCAAACAUGCUGUUGAAGGUGGAUUGAUGGCAUAUCGUCAGAGACUUGAUGCGUUGUUGCUCGAGGAUGUAGUAUUUACACCAUAUGAUAUGAUCAAGCUAAUCAUCCGUUUGUAUCGAUUUCGAUGUUUUCUGGAUAUCUUCGAUGUGGUAGAGUCUCAGUCCCAUAUUUGCUAGAGCGAUGUCUUCGACAAUUUGGUCGUAUUCAGUGCAUUCCGCGUGACGUUCCUCCGAUGCCGAACAAUAUAGAUUGGGCCUGGCAGAGUACUAUGAGAUCAGCUGUAGAGACCUUUCAGAGACUAUAUCCUGUUGCGACUUUUCCUGAGGACACUGCAGACUACUAUGCAUGGUACAUUAGUGUUUCACAUCCUCUGAUUCUCCCUCCAUCCACUAUUGCACCUUCGAGUCCACAUACUGCUGCUGCUGCACAUGCUGGUCCAUCAUCUUCUGCACAUGCUGGUAGAGACCGUAGAGACCGUAAAGCAGUUGAGCUUGCACAUAGGGCCUUAGAUAUGAUAACACCAUUUAGUGAGAUUCAUGACAUAUUAAGUGAAUUAUGUCGCUUGUAUGACGAUUAGUUAUUGUGUUAUGUAUGUCUGAAUAUUCAAUCGAUAAUUUUAUAUUGAGAUAUUUUGA
Molecule: messenger RNA, 1390 nt
Organism: Cicer arietinum (chickpea)
Lineage: Eukaryota; Viridiplantae; Streptophyta; Magnoliopsida; Fabales; Fabaceae
Source: RefSeq, a predicted model, not a curated record